AUGGCCGCAAACUACGGCAGGACGUCUACACUCUAUUCCGGCUGUGGUUGUUGGAUCACCUGCCGCACCGACUGCCGCUCAGUCAACAGCCUGGCUGUCGUGAGGGCCACCUGUCAGGGCAAUGAGCAGUGCACAGUGUUAGCAAAGAAUGACGUUUUCGGUGACCCCUGUCCCGGGUUACAGAAGUACUUGGAGGUGUCAUAUCGCUGCAUCACAGAAACAAACGUUGCCCUUUUCAAGACAGCAAGCUCUAGUUCUACCGGAGCACGGUGGGGACCCGAGAAGGCUGUAGACGGUUUGCGUGGCACGUCGGUAAUCCGGGACCAGUGCACUCACACCAAUAACAAGUACCAACCGUGGUGGAAGGUGGACCUGGCAGAUACCUACACUGUCAACCGGGUCAGUGUCCUGAACAGGGGAGACUGCUGCGGAGGGCGACUGAAAGGCUUUAUGGUGCGGAUUGGCCUUAACAAAGACUUCACCCGGAAUGACCAGUGUGGAGAGACUUACACGGCAAAACCGUCCAAUGGAGCGACAGUCGUGGUGUACUGCGACAAGCCGAUGGCCGGCCGGUACGUCUCCAUUCAGCUGAUCGGACGGUCGGGCAACCUGCAACUCUGCGAGGUGGAUGUCUUCGCAGAAACAGGUAAGAG
This is a messenger RNA of Branchiostoma belcheri (Belcher's lancelet), 653 nucleotides long. Its product is annotated as fucolectin-like. The annotation marks the transcript as partial. Lineage: Eukaryota; Metazoa; Chordata; Leptocardii; Amphioxiformes; Branchiostomatidae. The record is from RefSeq and is a predicted model, not a curated record. The transcript is spliced from 3 exons. Gene Ontology annotation, molecular function: carbohydrate binding.